AAAGAACCCAAAGUCAUAAAAUAAUUGUAAUAGAAAAAAAAUAUAGUGACAAUUGUCCAUUUUGAAAUUUGUUUCGCACACGUAUUAUGUGCGUUGAGUCUUGUCCUUAAAUUUCUUAGAAGUCCCUUUCACACAUUAAGAUGGUCAGGGAGGACAAGGCUACUUGGAAGUCCAAUUACUUCACCAAACUCAUUCAACUUUUAGACGAGUACCCAAAAUGUUUCAUCGUGGGUGCAGACAAUGUGGGCUCAAAGCAGAUGCAGCAGAUCCGCAUCUCGCUCCGUGGCCACAGUAUUGUGAUGAUGGGCAAAAACACCAUGAUGCGUAAAGCCAUCAAGAACCAUCUGGAGACCAACCCAGCUCUUGAGAAGCUGCUGCCGCACAUUAAGAGCAAUGUCGGCUUUGUGUUCACCCGUGGAGACCUUGUUGAUGUGCGUGAUAAGCUGUUGGAGAACAAGGUGCGUGCUCCGGCUCGUCCUGGUGCCAUUGCGCCUCUAUCUGUCGUCAUUCCCGCGCACAACACUGGUCUUGGUCCUGAGAAGACCUCUUUCUUCCAGGCUCUCUCCAUCCCCACCAAGAUUUCUAAGGGUACUAUUGAAAUCAUCAACGAUGUCCACAUUCUGAAGCCCGGCGACAAGGUGGGCGCCUCUGAAGCCACCCUGCUCAAUAUGUUGAACAUCUCGCCCUUCUCAUAUGGUCUUGUUGUCAAGCAGGUGUACGAUUCUGGCACCAUCUUCGCUCCGGCAAUCUUGGACAUCAAGCCAGAGGAUCUGCGCGCCAAGUUCUUGGAUGGUGUGGCUAACGUUGCCGCUCUGUCGCUCUCUAUCGGCUACCCGACCAUCGCUUCCGCGCCACACUCCAUUGCCAACGGGUUCAAGAACCUGCUCGCGAUCGCGGCUGUCACUGAAGUUGACUUCAAGGAAGCCACCACUAUCAAGGAGUACAUCAAGGACCCGACCAAGUUCGCGGCUGCCGCUGCCGCCGCUGCGCCCGCUGCUGCUGCCCCAGCUGGUGAUGCCAAGAAAGAAGAGAAGAAGGAAGAAAAAGAGGAGUCCGAGAGCGAUGACGACAUGGGCUUCGGUCUCUUCGACUAAGUUGUUACAAUUCACAAACAAGAUUCGUACAUCAGGCCGGUGAUAACACCUUAGUACUCGGUCGGUCUUGUUUUGUAAGCCCACAUCUUGCACCCACUCGCGGAAAUCUUCAACGCCGCCGGGCUGUAUACCCACCCACAUGGCGGCUGAAGCUUCUAAACGUGGCGCGUGCUUGUCAAUAAAUACAACUUUGGUACAUA
Messenger RNA from Achroia grisella, 1294 nucleotides. RefSeq names its product large ribosomal subunit protein uL10 (gene RpLP0). NCBI's taxonomy places the organism in Eukaryota, Metazoa, Arthropoda, Insecta, Lepidoptera, Pyralidae. The transcript has 7 exons. Gene Ontology annotation, cellular component: cytosolic large ribosomal subunit. Gene Ontology annotation, biological process: cytoplasmic translation; ribosome biogenesis; ribosomal large subunit assembly. Bases 141 to 1094 code for a protein of 317 amino acids. The record is from RefSeq and is a predicted model, not a curated record. Gene Ontology annotation, molecular function: structural constituent of ribosome; large ribosomal subunit rRNA binding.